GUGAGGAAGUCAUUUCAUUGGCACUUGAGUCGGCAAAGAAGUCAAGAUGGCCGAAAUUCCGAACCUGUUCGAAGACCUGAAGAGCUGUUACAGCUAAUGUGCUCAUUAAAAUUCAAUGCUCAGUGACCAUAGUGAAACAACUGAAUUACAUCCUCGUCACUUUUUUGACAGUGAAAAUGAAGAAUAUGCUUCUGCCAUUGACCAUCUCUCUCUGAAUCAGAAAUCCUUCUAUGACACAAGCUAUGGCCCACUUGACAAGAACUGCAUGAAUACAUCCAUGUCUCUGAGAACACUUGAAACCUCUGAAGCAUCUGAGCUUACCUUCAAGAAGAACUUGGUGGUGGUGUCAACGUCAGCCCAUGGGACAGUUCUGAAGAAGAGAUGGCUGAGCUUAAAUCAAACCAUUACUAAUGAAGAUCUGGACGCCAUCGCCAAUGAUCCAGAAGAAGAAAUCAUCAAGCCGCAGUCAGCACCUCACACCCUCCAGAGCAAUGUGAGAUACAAAUACAUGAGGAUUCUCAGGAAGGAAUUUGUCCUAAGUGAUUCCAUUCAUCAAAGUAUAACUCUAGAUGCGACGGGUCAAUACCUCAGGGCUGUUGCAUUAACUGACCUGAGCCAGGAAGCUGUGAAAUUUGACAUGGGUGGCUACAUAUCAGCAACAGAUGAUAAUACAAAUCCUGUGACUUUAAGAAUCUCAAAAACCCGACUGUUUGUGAGUGCCCAAGAAGAAGACCAGCCCAUGUUGCUGAAGGAGAUGCCUGAGACACCAAAAAUCAUCACAGGUAAUGAGCUCAACCUGCUCUUCUUCUGGGAAAAUGAAAGAGGUCAUAACUUCUUCAGGUCAGCUGCCAAUUCAGAGCUGCUCAUUGCCACAAAGGAAGACAGUCUGGUGCACAUGGCCAGGGGAUCAUCCUCUAUGACAGACUUUCAGAUAUCCUAAAACCAGAGUCGACUCUGGAUGUACCAUAUUAGUCUGUAUGUACUAUGUACAUGAAGAAGUCAAACUCGUUACUCUUACUCAUUUGCUGAGCAUGUGCUGAGCCUUUGUAAUUCUAAAUGAAUGUUUACCCUCUUUGUAAGAGAAGGGAAUAUCUAACAGACCCAACAUUAACAUAUAAUGCUAUUUGUUAUUUAAAGAACACCCUAUACUUUGCACAGUACCAAUCAUUUUAAUUAUCAUUCUUCAUAACAUUCGUAGGAGGACCAGGGCUACUGACUGCAGCUACCAAAAAGAUUCUCCUCAUAUUACAGACAGGUUAGCCAAGGCAUAAGAAAACUAAAAAAUACACAAAUAGCAGUUGGAAUGAGAAGCUACAGGCCUAGGAUUUCAUUCCAACUUUGUGCCUUCUGCUUCUAAAUUACUGAUAGACUUUUGGGGGGGGGGGUACCGGGGAUUGAACUCAGGUCCCUGUGCUUGCAAGGCAGGCAGUGAAGCCACUGAGCUAAAUCCCCGGCCCUGAUAGACUUUUAGUCAACUAGGAAUAGUUACUGGGAUCUCAGUUUUAUCAUUUUCAAAAGGGAGAGAAUGAUACCUAUGUCUUUCCUGCCUCAGUGUUUUUUUAUCUCAAAUAGUAAGGUCAUUUUAGUCAAAUAAGUCUUGAAGCUGAGCCUCAAGAAGAAGACAGACCACAGAAUGUUAUUUUUAAGUUAUUUAUAUAUGUAUUUAUUAACAUAUUUAAGAUAAUUAUAUUAUUAUAUUUAUGGAGGCCCUUUGCAUCCUCUGAGUGUGACCAGACAUGCUCAACAACAGUAGAGUUUCUAGGCUGAGUGAGUUAGAUGGAGUACUCCACAGCACUUAUGUCCAAGUACUUUCUCCAUAGCCAUGAAUUUCUUCAUUCUAGUACUUAAGAGCCCUAUAAUUAUGACAAUAAAUUUACAUUAAUUCUUUUGUUUGUUUGAGAUGAUAAUUGAACCAAUAUUUCAUUCUUGCCUUGGUAUUCUUAGGUCAUUCAACUUCAUGUAUAAUUAAAUUCCACUAACUAAAUAAAAUGGGAGCAUUUUAACUUUAGCAAUCAUGAGACCACUGUUAUCUAAACUUUCUUUUCUGAAAUGUAAUCAUCUCAAUCAUAAAUGAAUAAAACAAUAAAUUUGA
Molecule: messenger RNA, 2092 nt
Organism: Heterocephalus glaber (naked mole-rat)
Lineage: Eukaryota; Metazoa; Chordata; Mammalia; Rodentia; Bathyergidae
Gene: Il1a
Product: interleukin 1 alpha
Biological process (GO): positive regulation of immature T cell proliferation in thymus; immune response; regulation of nitric-oxide synthase activity
Cellular component (GO): extracellular region
Molecular function (GO): cytokine activity; interleukin-1 receptor binding
Source: RefSeq, a predicted model, not a curated record